Photinus pyralis (common eastern firefly) is the source of this 1512-nucleotide messenger RNA. Its product is annotated as transmembrane and ubiquitin-like domain-containing protein 2. The transcript has 7 exons. Lineage: Eukaryota; Metazoa; Arthropoda; Insecta; Coleoptera; Lampyridae. Bases 150 to 1415 code for a protein of 421 amino acids. Gene Ontology annotation, molecular function: protein binding. The record is from RefSeq and is a predicted model, not a curated record.
GCGACACCUGUUGUUAUGCGCAUGUAUGCAGGGCAAAGCAACAAAUGUCAAUGGUGGGUGAUACGAUAAUCGGCAUUUUUAUUAAAUAUUGGACAAAUUCGGUGAAUAAUGUUUUUUGAUCGGGGUGAUUCCUAGCGUAGGUUUCCUCAAUGUUUUGUAUGUGGUUCAUUAAAAUGUUAAUAACAGAUGACUUCAGUAAUUUAUUCGUACAAUUACUUGUUGCCAUAUUAAUUGUUGCUAUUGUGUGCUUUGCUUGGUGGUCAACCAAUAUUAGGGAACAACCUCAUUAUCGGACAGUUUUUUUGUUGGAAAGAAGAUUACGUAGACGUAUACAUCAGUCUAGAUUAACUACACAUAUACAAAGUUCAUCAAUUGUAGAAGGUGAUCAACGAAUGGAAGAACCGACCACUCCUGUAGCUAAUAAUCAAAGUGCAGAAACAAACUCGUCAAAUUUGGAAGGCAAUAAACCACCAGUUGCCACAACCAGUAGCACAAGUAAUUUAGGCGUUUCCUCCACACAAACAUCAGGCAGUUCACAGAACACAGAGGAAGAAGAAUUGGCUGAUAUUGUCAGAAUAAUGGAUGCCGAUACAAAUAUAGUUAGAAGUCGCCGAUUAGCGUAUUAUGAAAAUUUAGAUGCUAGUCAGAAUCGUCAACAGCACAGUGGUGAAGUUGCCCGUGAUCCACCGUCCGAAAACACGGUAGACAGAGAUGUCAAUAACUCAGUCGAAACCAUAAAUGAUUCCAUAAUGGAGCACAAUUAUGCAGAACGUGAUCCUAUAAGUGUAAAUAACGAUAACGAGGAAAAGCCAAGCAAUAGUAAAUUUGAAACUGAGCAGUGCGCCGCAGCUACCAAUGAAAAUAGUGAUUCCAAUAUUCGUAUUAAGUUAAAAUAUCUAAAUGACGAAUUAAAACUUGUAAAUGGGCGGUUAGAAGAACAAUUAGGAGAUUUUAAACGGAGACACUUCCAUCUUGAAUUUUCAACAAAUAAAUUGGUUAGGCUUAUAUUUAAUGGUCAAGUUCUUCAACCGGAUACCGAAACGCUGCAGAGCUGUGGAUUAUUUGACAAUUGUGUAGUACAUUGUUUAAUACAUCAACAGAGAAAUACACAUACUGAAGGAAAUAAUAAUGAAGAUAGCUUUACUAGUACGAGAAAUUCUACUAACGGUCUUCCACGAAGAAAUAGUAAUCAAGGGAGAGAUUGGGAUUUGGGAAACAUAUUGUUUGUUUUACUUAGUUUUAUAAUAGGGUCAGCAUGGUACUUCAGGUACGAAUAUGCACACUUAUACAAUGUGACAGCAACAGUUGCAUUAGUCGCCAUAACUGGUAUAUUUACAGUUUUUUUAAUUGGAAUGUACUUUCCCGAUCCAGUACCACAACCCGCUCCCCCACAGGCAGGACAAGAAUCAACUUAAUUGUCUUUUUUAAAUAUAUUAUAUUGUUGUUUGAUUACCACAUUAUUUAUAUUCUUUAUUUCUAAAACUGUAAAUAAAUUAUUUAUUAAGGAGAAAA